GAGCUCCAUAGCCGAACAUGAAGAUGCCCUCCUCAGACAUUUGUUCCAAGGUUAUCAGAAAUGGGUUCGCCCUGUGUUGAAUUCCAGUGACACCAUAAAAGUGCAUUUUGGAUUGAAAAUAUCUCAGCUUGUGGAUGUGGAUGAAAAGAAUCAGCUGAUGACAACCAAUGUGUGGCUCAAGCAGGAAUGGACAGACCAAAAAUUACGCUGGAAUCCCGAAGACUAUGGUGGAAUUAAUUCGAUAAAGGUUCCGUCAGAAUCUCUCUGGCUUCCUGACAUAGUUCUUUUUGAAAAUGCUGACGGACGUUUCGAAGGUUCCCUCAUGACCAAGGCCAUCGUGAAAUCCAGUGGGACCGUCAGCUGGACUCCCCCUGCCAGCUACAAAAGCUCCUGCACCAUGGACGUCACGUUUUUCCCAUUCGACAGGCAGAACUGCUCAAUGAAGUUUGGAUCCUGGACUUACGAUGGGAGCAUGGUCGACCUCAUCCUCAUCAACGAAAAUGUUGACCGGAAAGACUUUUUUGACAACGGAGAGUGGGAGAUACUAAAUGCAAAGGGGAUGAAGGGCAACAGAAGAGAAGGCUUUUAUUCCUACCCGUUUGUGACCUACUCUUUUGUUCUGAGACGCCUGCCGUUAUUUUACACGCUCUUUUUGAUAAUCCCCUGCCUGGGGCUGUCUUUUCUCACGGUCCUGGUAUUCUACUUACCUUCUGAUGAAGGGGAAAAGCUUUCACUCUCAACCUCGGUUUUGGUUUCUUUGACGGUGUUUCUUUUAGUAAUUGAAGAAAUAAUCCCGUCUUCUUCAAAAGUCAUCCCUCUCAUCGGCGAGUACCUCCUCUUCAUUAUGAUUUUUGUUACCCUGUCCAUUAUUGUCACAGUUUUCGUCAUUAAUGUUCACCACAGAUCUUCUUCAACCUACCAUCCCAUGGCCCCCUGGGUGAAGAGGCUGUUUCUGCAAAAACUCCCGAGAUGGCUUUGCAUGAAGGACCCCAUGGACCGCUUCUCUUUCCCGGAUGGAGAGGAGAGGAAACCAGCGGUGAGGGGCAAAGUCUCAGGGAAAAAGAAACAGACGGCUGUUAGUGAUGGAGAAAGAGUUCUGGUCACUUUCCUGGAAAGGGCCGCUGAGUCCAUCAGAUACAUUUCAAGGCAAGUGAAGAAGGAGCAUUUCAUCAGCCAGGUAGUGCAAGACUGGAAAUUUGUGGCUCAAGUUCUUGACCGGAUCUUCCUGUGGCUCUUUCUGACAGUUUCAGUUUUGGGCUCCAUUCUGAUUUUUAUUCCAGCCUUGAAGAUGUGGCUACACCGUUUCCAUUAGGAAUGACUCUUCAGAUUGAUGAAUCCCCCUUAGGACUAACAGCUGCUGCAUGUUCAUAGAAUGCAGAUGCAUGCACUAGCUGUAGUGCCCUCAUUCUGUUGUCUGAGCUUUCUGUGAUGGAAGGACUCAGAAAAUGUGGCUUUGAUGUAAUGUGAUGGGUUGCUGCCCUUAGAAAUGGAUUUGGACAAUUCAAGGGGGACUCCAACUUA
Onychomys torridus (southern grasshopper mouse) is the source of this 1521-nucleotide messenger RNA. RefSeq names its product cholinergic receptor nicotinic beta 3 subunit (gene Chrnb3). Gene Ontology annotation, cellular component: neuron projection; synapse; postsynaptic membrane. Gene Ontology annotation, molecular function: transmembrane signaling receptor activity; acetylcholine-gated monoatomic cation-selective channel activity. The record is from RefSeq and is a predicted model, not a curated record. Gene Ontology annotation, biological process: chemical synaptic transmission; signal transduction; monoatomic ion transmembrane transport. The coding region runs from base 158 to 1312 and encodes 384 amino acids. NCBI's taxonomy places the organism in Eukaryota, Metazoa, Chordata, Mammalia, Rodentia, Cricetidae. The transcript has 5 exons.